Molecule: messenger RNA, 2701 nt
Organism: Manihot esculenta (cassava)
Lineage: Eukaryota; Viridiplantae; Streptophyta; Magnoliopsida; Malpighiales; Euphorbiaceae
Product: G-type lectin S-receptor-like serine/threonine-protein kinase LECRK1
Exons: 1
Coding region: 228-2585 (785 amino acids)
Biological process (GO): recognition of pollen; protein phosphorylation
Molecular function (GO): ATP binding; protein serine/threonine kinase activity
Source: RefSeq, a predicted model, not a curated record
GGGCUAACCAGUCAAGAUUUUUGAAAGAAUUCUUUUGGCCUUCUUAUCACGGCUUAAUUAAUUCAGUCCUUAUGGGUUAUUCAUUUAGAAGCGAAGACCACGGAGAUUAUAAUGUGUGAACGUGGAAUUUAGUGAUCUUGAAUGCUUCCCAUUUUGAUGGCUCUUCAAACCAAAUUAAAUACCUUAAAGUUGGCAAAUGAACAUUCAUAAAAUCUAAACUCAAAACCAUGCACACAGCUCACAACCUUUUCAUGGCUUCCAUCUUUCUGCUUCUAUUUCAGUUUCUCUCUUUAUUUUUCACAGCUUCAGCUCAACCGAGAUACUCCAAUAUAAGCUUAGGAUCUUCCCUCACACCCACCACCAACUCCUCCUGGUUGUCACCUUCCGGUGUUUUUGCCUUUGGAUUCUACCCACAAGCCAAUGACUAUCGUAUUGGUGUUUUUCUUGCCGGAAUUCAGAACAAGACGGUUGUCUGGACUGCCAACCGGGAUGAUCAACCGGUAUCCAGCAACGCUACCUUGCUCUUCACCGAUAAUUCUGGUCUUCUCUUGCGAGCGCAAGGUCGAAACACUUCACUUAUCGUUCCUUCAGAAUCAGCUUCUUCAGCUUCUUUGUCUGAUUUGGGCAAUUUUGUACUCUAUAAUUCUGAUGGAGAUAUAAUAUGGCAGAGUUUUGAUCACCCAACCGAUACCCUUUUGCCAACUCAACGUCUACAAACAAAUGCAAGUCUGUAUUCCGCUGUUUCCCAAACAGAUCACUCAAAUGGAAUUUUCCGUCUUGAGAUGCAAGAGGAUGGAAACCUUGUCCUUUAUGCAGUGACAACAAUUACUGUGACUAAGCAAGAUAGCUAUUGGGCAUCGGAUACAUAUUGGGGAGGGAAUAAUGUGACACUAAAUCUUGAUGAAGAUGGCCAUCUCUACUUGCUCAAUUACACCGGUUUCAACAUAAUUUUGAAUCUUACAGAUGGAGGGUUUCCCACAAAGGAACCGAUUUAUAUUUUGAGAUUGGAUUUUGAUGGGAUACUCAGAUUGUAUUCCUACAAUCUGACACAGAAUGGAACUUGGAAUGUUUUGUGGCGUUCCACAGAUGAUAGGUGCGCUCCCAAGGGAAUGUGUGGUCUGAAUAGCUACUGUGUCUUAAAUGAUCAUGAACCUGAUUGUAAAUGUCUUCCAGGAUUUGAACAUGUUGCUCAGAAUAAUUGGACUGCUGGAUGUGAGAGGAAUAUCUUUGCUGAAACUUGCAGAGGAGAUAAUGGAGACAUCAGAAUUGAAGAAGUUGCCAAUACUGUAUGGGAAGAUAACCCAUAUUCGAAUCUCUCAAUAUCUAUGAAAGAAGAUUGUGAGCAAGCCUGCUUGCAGGAUUGUGACUGUGAUGUUGCAUUUUACAGAAAUGGGCAGUGCAAAAAGCAGAGACUGCCUUUGAGAUAUGGGAAAAGAAAUAUGGAUGACUCAAAUUCAGCUUUGGUCAAGGUGGGCAAAUCUAAAUCUAUAUCCAACCCUACAGAUAGAGUUGAUCCGAUAAAGAAAAAGAUUAAUCAGCUUGGAAGGGGCUUCUUAAUUGCCGGUGUUUCAAUUGUUGCUCUUGGAAUUGUCAUGUUGGCAAUUUCUGGCAUUCUGUUUUAUAGAUCUCGUGCACAGGCAUACAAUGCAAAUGAGAAUAUUUUAUUAUGCGAGGAAUUCGCCCUCCGAUCUUUCACCUUUGCAGAACUAGAGAAAGUAACAGAUGGUUUCAAGGAAGAAAUUGGCAGAGGUUCGUUUGGGACAGUUUACAAAGGUCUAAUAUCGACUACUCAGAAAGCUGUAGCUGUGAAGAGAUUAGAAGGAAUUGUAUCUCAAGGGGAAAAAGAAUUUCAAACUGAAGUGAAGGUUAUCGGGAAAACACAUCACAAGAAUCUAGUACGCCUGCUCGGUUAUGGCAAUGAAGGACCUAACAGGCUCUUGGUAUAUGAGUACAUGAGCAAUGGCUCUCUUGCUGAUGUACUCUCCACCGCUGAAAAAAGACCUUGUUUUGCAGAAAGACUGGAGAUCGCCCGGAACAUUGCGAGGGGUAUCCUAUAUCUACACGAAGAGUGCGAGACACAAAUCAUGCACUGUGAUAUAAAACCAGAGAACAUACUCAUGGAUGAGAACACAUCUCCAAAAAUUUCAGAUUUCGGAUUGGCAAAGCUGCUGAAGCCAAACCAAACGAAAACCUUCACAGGAAUUAGAGGAACGAGAGGAUAUGUCGCACUCGAAUGGCAUCGCAAUCUUCCUGUAACAGUUAAAGCUGACGUUUAUAGUUUUGGAGUUGUGUUAUUGGAGAUCAUAUGUUGUAGAAGGCAUGUGGAUCAUGAUCUUCCAGAGAUGGAAUCCAUUCUUGUGGAUUGGGUUUACAAUUGUUUUGAGGGUGGUGAAAUAGAGAAAUUGGUUAGUGAUGAUGAAGAGGUGGACAUGAAACAAAUGGAUAGGAUGAUUAAAGUAGGGCUUUGGUGCACUCUGGAUGAGCCAUCUAUUCGACCUUCCAUGAAAAAGGUUGUUUUGAUGUUGGAAGGGACAGUAGACAUCCCAAUGCCACCAAGUCCUACUUCUUUUCUUAGUUGCAUUUAAGAUUUGUGUUUUUGUUUUCUGCUCUUCCUUAGUUCUUACUUCUUGUGUUAAUGUUAUAGUUCACUACUUGUAUAAUUGUAUUGCAUUUAUUAGAGUUGUAACAAUGGAAAUUUCAA